UGUGGUAGCCUUGUUUCUGAAUUAAUUUUGCAAUUGUUCUGACCUUUCAUAUUUUUCCGAGUCAACAACAUCAGCUAAGAGAUGAACUUCGGAAGGAGGCUUUGCAGCUUACGAGGGAAAAUUUGGAGAAAGAACCACAAAUAAUGGAACUGCGUAAUCAGUGCAAAAUCAUUCGGACAACUGAAUUGGCUGCUGCUCAAGAGAAGCUAAGCGAGAUAGAGAGGGAAAAAGAAGAGACCCUGAAAUAUUACGCUCCAACAUCCCUGCUUCAUAGGCUUCAAGAGGCAAUGAACAAGACAGAUGAUGAAUCUGAGGCCCUGCACAGGCAGCUUCUGGAUAAGGAGAUUGAUGUAGGAGCUUUUGUGCAGAAGUACAAGAAGCUUCGUAACACUUACCACAGGCGUGCUUUAACCCAUCUCGCGGCCAAGACAUCAGUAACUGGAUGAGCACGGAGCGAUAGUCUUGUCAUUUUAGUCUGUCAAUCAUCAAGCUGGUUUGGCUGUAUUUUGGGCACUUUUUACUGCCUCGCGUCCUCUCUCUCUCUCUCUCUCUCUCUCUCGCUCUCUCUCUCACACAAGCACGCACACACACUUUUUCCCUUGGGCACUGUGAUGAGAUAAUUUCACGAACAGCGGCAAUUAAUUAAUUCAACAGUAAAAUGUAGUCUGAAGGGCAUAUUCUUAGCUUAGAUGUAAAACCAAAAUCCAGAGACCAUAGGCCAAUUAUUCUUUCAAGAUCUCGUCUGUGUAAAACUCUAACAAUGAUGGCUUUUCUUUUUUGAUUGUUAUAUAUAUGAUAUUGGGUUGAAUUGUUACUU
This is a messenger RNA of Camellia sinensis, 817 nucleotides long. Lineage: Eukaryota; Viridiplantae; Streptophyta; Magnoliopsida; Ericales; Theaceae. The record is from RefSeq and is a predicted model, not a curated record.